Molecule: messenger RNA, 1263 nt
Organism: Diatraea saccharalis (sugarcane borer)
Lineage: Eukaryota; Metazoa; Arthropoda; Insecta; Lepidoptera; Crambidae
Source: the annotation of a GenBank genome assembly
AUGGUGCCUAUAAUUGGAGAUAUGGAACUACCAGGCCUUGGAAUGAGCGACGAGGACAGAAAAACUAUUACCAGUAAAGCUACCAUUAUAAUAAAUGCAGCAGCAACCGUUAAAUUCGAUGAGAAACUUUCAACGUCGACUGCUAUCAACGUAAAGGGUACUAAGGAGGUUUUAAAACUAGCUAAUGAAUGCAGAAACUUAAAAGCUAUCACCCAUAUCUCCACUGCAUUUUCAAAUACACACGUUAAAUAUGUUGAAGAAAAGUUUUACGAACCUCCUAUGUCUGUAGAAGCUCUGGAAGCUGUGUCAGAACUAAACGAUGAGAUACUUGAAAGCAUUCUGCCAACGUUAUUAGGAAAACGGCCGAACACUUACUGCUUCACGAAAGCUGUCGCUGAAGAAGCUGUCAGGACUUAUGGGGAAGGUCUACCCAUUUGUAUCGUCCGACCUUCUAUAGUUGUGUCAACAUACGAAGAGCCUAUACGUGGCUGGACGGACAGUGUGUACGGGCCGACAGGACUGGUGGUUGGAAUCGGUACUGGGGUGCUCAGAACUAUGUACAUGGAUCUGGACAUUGUGGCCGACAUGGUACCCGUUGAUCUAGUGGUCAACUCAAUAUUAGCAUCCGCGUGGUACACCGCCAAAAACUACAAAGUGAAUCAAACUUCCGAUAUACCUAUUUACAAUUUCGUGUCUGGAGCACAGAAUCCUAUCAAAUGGGGCCAAUUCAUAGAACUCAAUAGGAGAUAUGGCAUCGAUAAACCCACCACUAAAGCUGUAUGGUAUUAUGGUUUGAAUCCCACCAACAAUUAUUACUUGUUCCUAUUCUACAAUUUCUUUUUACAUUAUCUGCCGGCUCUCUUUAUAGACAUGUACUGCGCUCUCACAGGCAGGCGAAGAGCUAUGUUAAAACUUUACUCUAAAGUAACGAAGCUCGCCAAUAUUUUGUUUUACUUCUCAACACAAGACUGGAAGUUCUCCGAUCGUAACGUUCGCUCAAUGUGGUCGUCAUUAUCAGAGGCUGACAAAGCAAUAUUCCCGUUCAGUUUAGGUGAGAUGUCGUGGGACAGACUUUGCGAGACGUUUUUGCUUGGAUUAAGAGUUUAUCUGAUAAAAGACGACCUUUCAACUCUACCCGAGGCUAGAAAAAAAUGGAACAGGUUGUUCUACCUACACCAAAUGCUGAAGACCCUUAUGGCAGCAUUAAUCUUAAACUUGGCGUAUCUUGUAUUGAGGCCAAUUUUCACCGCCAUAUUUGGUUGA